Messenger RNA from Schistosoma bovis, 4795 nucleotides. NCBI's taxonomy places the organism in Eukaryota, Metazoa, Platyhelminthes, Trematoda, Strigeidida, Schistosomatidae. The record is from the annotation of a GenBank genome assembly.
AAAACAUCAAUGGGAAGAUUCAAAUAAAACAAUAUCAAGUGAAUUAUGGAGUUGAGAUUCAAAUCAUACUUUUCAACGUUAUUAAUAAUGUUUCAAAUGUGUGUGUCUAAUAUUACAGAGAAACUUGACUAAUUAGCCAUAUUACAGAUGAAAGCAACUUAGUACACCUAAGGGGACUUUUGAUUGAGGGAGAUGUGUCGAUAUUGGCGCUUUUCGAACGAUGUGUUAUGAAAACUAGUGAUAACUACUAAGUAGUACAUUUAUAAGAAGAUUGAGAAACGUUCAAAUAUCAAAUGACAAGAUGAAUUUCAGUCAGUGUUAUUUGUGCAUUACUAGCGUAUUCGCCUUAUUCCCUAACGACCAUCGUGGUCAGGUGAAUUAUUCCAGUCAUGAUCCGUACAUUUUAGUCUUCUGCUGAGAUUUAGGCAAACGAUUCGGGAGGAUUUUUUGUGCCUCAGUUUAAAGGGAUUUGUCCUUUAAUGGUCUUAGUAUGAGACAAAUCGUUGAAGAAAGCACACAACAAUUUUCAUUGUUCGUUUAAGGUAAAAGCUUUCAGCCUUCUAGUCAUUAACUAACAAUGCCGAAUGUAUGUAUUUUUAGCUCCCCACAGCUCAGAAUUGACACAGAAACUAGAGAAACUAAUAAGAAGAAAAGUAGAAUGAAGAGGUAGUCGAAAAUAGAGAGGAGCAGAUACUAUUGCAGAAAUAAUAACGUUGAAUAACAAUGGCCUAAAAAUCCAAAAGACGAUGGAGAAUAAAUACAUCUGUUGUAGAUUACCAUUUUAGGUAUUCAUCUUUGAUUGAAAUCACUGAGCAAGUAAAAACCUGGAAGUUUGCAGCUUAUCUUGGAAAGUCAAUGACUUCACCAACCUAUGCCAUAUCAUGUUCUCGCCACACCUUGUACUUUUUCAACUUUCUCUUAUACGAGGCGAUCACUUGGUAUCCUCAUUGCACUCCAUAGCACAGUUAGUCUAUGAAAGUUUAAUGAAUCACUUAUCUUUUUGGUGAUUCCGCCUAUAAACCCAAAUUUAACCUUACUAUCAUUAACAUGGUAAUUUCACCGUAUGCAAUGUUUUUAAGCUUUUUAAGCACCUAUUUCGACUUAAGAAGCGUACACUCGUUUUGAUGGAAAGAUAGAUACCGGCAUUUUGCUAGCAUCUUCAGAAAAACUACUCACGAUUUCAAGACAUUUAAUAGUUAGGUUUGAUUAUUUUAACAAUUGUGUGCUGGGAAAAAUUCAUCUUUUAAAAUAUUUUGUAGCCACCAUGAAUUGCACAAAGGUAAUAUCAAAAAUAAAUUCACAAACAAAACUGUCAGAGUUUCAUUUUGAUUUCUUGAAUAUCCCCACACUGAUAAACUGUGAAAGUCAAUCUGAUAGCUAUUUCGCGGAUAAUUUUGAUAAAACAUCAAAAAACUAUAAAUCAGAGUGCUUGAACUUUGAAGAUUCAUUGAAGUUUAGGAAAGUUUUGAAGGAAGAGUUAUACAGUAAUCUUUUUGAUCAAACAACUAUGAAAUCUGAAUUAAAGAACGCUUGUAAGCCCGUGUUAAUUUUACUCUGUAUUUUAUUUUAUUGUUCUACAGUAAGUGAAUUUCAAUGUAGACGAUGUUUAUGUUCUGUGUUCUAAAGAACUGAAAUAAAUAAACUUAUAGGUUCUGUUGUAAGUCACUCCGAUAUUUGCAUUUAAUUGUCUAUACAAAUCUAUCAUCUAACAUUCUAACAUGUAUCACUACAACAGAAUACUUAUUCAAUAUAAAAACGUUAACUAAAUAUCAAUUUGUCCAAGUUUCAUUAUCAGAUUAGAAGUUAGAUGUUUUCAAGUACAUUAAAUGUUCUUGAUGAGUCAACUGUUGUUCAUUCACACCGUGCUACAGAUCGGGAAAUUCUUUUUUGUGUGGACUUAAUUACUUUAGAUAUUUCGAUUUUUGUAAUUUUGAAAAAAAGCUGAAUACAUCAGUGUGAUUUUUAAUUUUAUUUGACUGCAACUUAAACCUGGAAACAUGAUAUAUUUAUUUCGCCAUAGCUAGAGGUUACGUAAUAGUAUGAACUUUGAUCAUUGUGUUGGGUGAAAUCCAGGACCUUUUGGUCUUUCAAGUGGCUGAAGUAUUCCAACGAAAGUUUCUAAUUACUGUAUAGGUUAAUAAAUACGGUUACUACCAACUAGCCUUAUUGAAUACAACCAAUGAACCACAAGCAAGUGUUAUUUUCUGACUACUCUAUGCCUCAAUGAGCUAUAAAAAUAUCGGAUGACAAGAAUUGUUGUAACUGACAAGAUAAUUACAUUAAACCACUCUAGGACAACACAUCACCAGUCAAUGAAAUCAAUAGUAAAAUCAGAGCCAUGUCCUCAGUUUUAUGAUCUCAGUUAAUUUACCGUUGUCUUUUUAUGAAAAUAUCAGUUAAAUAAUGUCUUCAGAAAUAGCCUCUAGGCUGACGUUUGCUCAAACAAAGUGGCUAACUAUGAACAUUUCGUAGAAUGCUUUGAGUUAGAUUUAGGAUAUUUGAUAUGUUCUGUGAAUAGUAAACUGAUUUCAAAAAACUAUCUACUCAUUAUCAGGGAAGUAUUUGUGUAUAUUUGUUGCUCUAUAAACUUUAGUAACCUCACUAGUACUAAUGACAUUGGUUAGAUACUCUUUGAUUUUAUGUUUGUCAUUUUCUCUUAGUUACAUGGAUUUCAAAAAUAUUUUUCGCGAGUGAAUUAUAUGAAAAAUGUACCAGUUAAUUUUCAAUUGUGCCCUUGAGAAGUUAUUCGUGUUGUUGUGAUUGGUUCUAUUGUAAUGUAGUUAAUUUGGCCAAAGGUCAAUUCAUUAAUACUUACUUUCUGCUCUUCGGAACAACAUGGGGACUUGUUUGUGCAGACUUAUUGUCAUUUUGUUUGAAUAUUUUUCUUUCAGUGUUUCACUGGGCUACUGAAUGUGGAAUCGAAAUCAGAAAAUUUUCAUCAAAUGAAAUCGAUAAUGUUUUUAACCAGUUAAAUAUAAUAGAUGCAAAGAUUCAGUUGCAAACAAUUGUCUCUAUAGGAAUUUUUGAAGCAAAUCCAAACAGUGAACAGAUUGCUAUUCUCCGUGGUUUCCUUUUGCGCAAUAAUCACGAAAUUGUUUUAGCUACUUGCUUGUGUCUUAAUAUAAUAGGUUAUUCUAAUCAAACAUGUAUUGAAAAACUAAAUACUUUGAUCACAAUGGAUCAAAGCUUAUUAUGUAUGAAAUCAUUAAAUAACAAAAUAUCAUCUACAUCUUUGAAUCUAUUGAAAUGGGCAUCAUCAAUUUGUUUAUGUAAAUUAGAUCAAUGUAAUUUAAAAGCAUUGGAUAUUUUAACUAAUCUUCUAUUUGAUCAGUUAAUUCAAUUUAUUCCCGAACAAUAUCCAAACAAAGCUUACUAUACUCAAAUGAAAGAGUUCAAUGAUUCAUUGAAUAAAUCAUUAAAUUUAGAAGAUAAAUAUAUGAACUCAUUUGUUUCGAUUCUUUCAAAUCUCAUAAAAUUUGAUAUAAACAAAUCAAAUAUCUUUUUAAAUAGAAUUAUCUACUAUUCUGAAAUUAAGAUGAUUUUACGUCUUAGUAAGAAUCAUUCACAAAUCGAACAUUACUUGACUGAUUUUUUGGAUUCACCAAAUUGGAGAAUAAGAUUAUGUUCAUGUUGGCUUCUAUCCAUUUUAUUGUGUGAUUUAAGUAAAGAUACACUUACAAGAGUAAAUCGUCUUAUGCUAUUAGAUUGGAAUACUAUGUUACGGAUAGCUUCACUUCAUUGUCUGGAGAUAAAUUUAAAAGGGAUAGAUGUAUCUUUAUUAUGGUCAAAUUGUUUAUUCAAUGACCCAUUUUUGUCAAAUGAUAACAAUAGUACUAUAAUAAAUAAAAUAAUUCAUGACUUAUCUAUAACCCCUAAAUCAAUCCCUUAUCGUCGUGCUCAGAGAAUAUACCAAUUAGCUAUGAAUGGUCUUUCACACGAUGAUUUAAUCAAACAGCUUCAUUUGGCUUUAAUGGAUGAAUGUAGUUGUGUACGUAAAAUGGCAUGUGUUAUCAUUGAGCAACAGGACGUAGCUACAGAAACAGUCAUUUUUAAUGAAUUGCUUAACAUUUUAAAGAAUGAUAUGAAUGAUAACGUUAAAAUAAUGGCUAUAAGAGCUUUAAAAACAAUAUCUGGUUCUAAUAAAGAUAAUAAAAAAUCAGAACAAGUUCAAAAUGUUUUAUAUCAUAUUAUUCAAUCUGAAUUCAAUCCAUCUAUCCGACAGAAAAUAUUUCAUCUUUUAUUAUGGUUUAUUCAAACACGUUUUAUAAUCUAUGAUACAAGUGAACAUUUAAUGAAUAAUGAAAUUGAUAUUUUAGCUAAAACAUUAAUUCUCAAUGAAUAUAAUUCAUUAAAUGCAAAAAUAAUAGAUUUUAAUGAAUUAUUUAAUAUACAAAAUGAUAUGAUAGAAUCUAUUUUAAAUUAUGAAAAUGACUGUGUUGCUAUGGAAACAAAUUAUUCUAAUUUAAUACGUAAAAUAUUUAUACCAAACUAUAAUAUGUUUAUUAAUGAUAAAGGGAAUCAAAUGAAAUUAAAAAAUUGCUUUCAAUGUCAUCUUUAUUAUUUAUAUAAUUUUUUAAGAAAAUCUUUAAAAUAUGAAAACUGUGAAGAGAUUCAAUGUGAAUUAUCUACUAUGGUAAAACCAUUAUUUGAUCAAAUAUUAAAUGAAGCAAAUAGAAAUGCAACAGAAAAUUAUUAUUAUUCAUAUCAUGAUGAUACAGAUUUAUUAAAAUCAUUAAUGAAUGAAAAAUGUAAUGAUAUAGUGAAAAUUUGUUAUGAUAUUAUACGAUAUUCUUAA